UCAAGGUGGUUCAGAUAUCAGCGCGCAGAGCAACAGGACGCGCUGGAUUAUUCUUAAAAGGAAUAUAUACACUCUUCUGCUCCGAGAACUUAUCGAUCUAAUUCAUACUUAAAGACAGUUUCUCUAAAAGGAAAAAGCUGUAAAAGAAAUGAAAGCGUGGCGACUUCGGUUUCUAUACUUUAUGGUGUUGAGUGCAGCUGUGCAGCAUGUGACGUCCCUGGAAGAAGAGCUCACCGAUUCUAUUUUGGGUAACUUCCUUGACCCUCUGAAAGACCUGAUUGACUACAAGGAUGACAGCAAUCAAACUGUUGCCAAAUUCUCGCUCCGCAGACCAUCCCAUCCCGAUGACGACCUGUGCUACAUCGUUACUGGCAAACCCGACUCCCUGGCAGCUUGCACAUUCAACAGCACCUCCAAAACCUUCCUAAUAAUCCAUGGAUGGACGUUGAGUGGUAUGUUUGAAAGCUGGGUGGCCAAGCUGGUAUCAGCGCUGUAUGAGAGGGAGCAGAUGGCCAACGUCAUUGUGGUGGACUGGCUCACCUCGGCACAGAACCACUAUGUGGUUGCAGCUCAGAACACCAAAGCAGUGGGACAGGAUAUUGCUCGCUUCAUUGACUGGAUCGAGGAAACCACCAACAUGCCUCUGGAGAACAUCCACCUGAUUGGCUACAGCCUCGGGGCUCAUGUGGCAGGAUUUGCUGGAAGCCAUGCGACCAAUAAAGUUGGAAGAAUAACUGGUCUGGACCCAGCUGGUCCUGACUUUGAGGGGGAGCAUGCCCACAGGCGCCUCUCCCCUGAUGACGCCCACUUUGUGGACGUCCUCCACACCUUCACACGGGGCUCCCUGGGUCUCAGCAUCGGGAUCCAGCAGCCUGUCGGCCACGUAGACAUUUACCCCAAUGGAGGCAGCUUCCAGCCAGGCUGCAAUCUCAGGGGGGCCCUGGAGAAGAUCGCCAACUUUGGGAUAUUUGCGAUCACUGAUGCAGUGAAGUGUGAACACGAGCGCUCAGUCCACCUGUUCAUUGACUCUCUGCUGAAUGAGCAGGAAGCAGCCAAGGCCUACCGAUGCGGCAGCAGCGACAUGUUUAACCGCGGCAUGUGUCUCAGUUGCCGCAAAAGCCGCUGCAACACAGUGGGCUACGACAUCAGCAAGGUUCGCAAGGCUCGCAACGCUCAGAUGUACACCAAGACACGAGCCUCCAUGCCUUUCAGAGUUUACCACUAUCAGCUGAAGAUCCACUUCUCCAGUAAGGUGAACUGUUCAGAGAUGGAGCCCUCACUCACUGUGUCACUGUAUGGAACAAAAGGAGAAGCCGAAAACCUAGAGCUUAAACUAAAGGAGAAAAUUGCGACAAAUAAGACACAUUCAUUCCUGCUAGUGACAGAGAAAGAUAUCGGAGAUCUCUUGAUGUUGAAGUUUAAAUGGGAGGAGACAAACGGUUGGUCAGCCUCCAACAUGUUGAAGAUGGUUUCUUCUUGGUGGUCCGGUGACUCAGACAGCGCUAACAUGGAGGUUCACAAAAUCCGCAUCCGAGCUGGCGAGACCCAAAAAAAGAUGGUGUUCUGUGUAAAAGACCAUGAAGCUCUAAACUUAAAACAAGAGAUCACAUUUGUUAAAUGUAAGGAUGCUUGGAGGACGAACCCAAAACGAAUUCCAAAAAGAGUAAUUCUGGAGAACCACUGACCUUGAAGAAAAGACUCCACUAUUGAAUGCCCUUCUGUCAAUUUCAGCACUUAGUAAAUAAUUUAUACACCUGUAACUUAUUUUAUUUCUCAUAUUACACAAAACUCUCACCGCCGUGUAUAUAUUCACAAAAUGUUCGUUAUUUAAAAACAAUAUGUAUAUGAAUACUAUAAAAUAUUUUGUAAAGAGCUGUUUUUAUGAUACGUAACUGUAACUUUGUUGUCGUACAAAAAGUAAAUGCCGUCAUCUUUGGUGCUUCUUUUGUGUCCAAAGAGAUGGAUACAAAAUCACUUCAGAGCCUUGCAUACUGAGAGGUAUGACUGACUGGAUUUACCUUAGUAGUUCUGGAGAUACUGAUGUCCCAUUGUGUAAAUACCUCAGGUUAAAUUUCAUAUUUAUAGCAAUCACUGUAAAGAGUAAUGUCCUUUUGGUGUCCAUGGAGGUCUGCAGACUGUUGCCGCUUCUUAAAAUAACCGUUAAGCUGAAUUUCUUAAGGUGUUUUAUGCAAUAGGGUACACUUUAUUUACCUUUUAUUUAUUAUCUAACUAAUGCAUAACCUAACGGAGCAUUCACCACUGUGGCUCUCAGCACUGUACGUGACUGUGGGACCUGUAUCAGUGUGCCUUACUGUAAACAGUCAGCCAGAAGUAAGCUAUUGCAAAUUGAACUUGUCUUAACCUAGUGUUUUGUUGCUGUUUUUCACCUUAGUGUGCUUUAUUAUUGUUAUUCUAUGAACUUUGUGACUUUUACUGAAACAUCUGAACAUGCAAAAGCUUUUGCAUAAUUUUUACAGCUACACCUCUGCAACAUGUUACUUUGAAGCUGCUACCUAAAAGAAAUGCCUGGCAUUUUGUCUACCAUGGUUCUACUACAGUGGCUAAAUUUGAGGUACGUGAUGCUCAGUUUGAGGUAGAAAGCACAAUUAAUAUCAAUUUCAUCAUUUUGUUGUGCUGUCUAUCAUGAGUCUCUGUUGACUGCAAUUUCUAUUGUGCAUUUGACUUUUUAAUUCUUAACCAAUGCUCUUUCAUUCAUAAUUACAUUUCAAGUUCUGUGAGCAAUAUCUAAACCUUGGCUCUUUAGAGAUCGGUACUUUAAUCAUUGUGACUGCGUUUCCACCGACUUUAAAAAUGUGGAAAUGUUUUACUUGCACUGAAAACAAGGGAAGAGAUUGCUCAACCAAGUUACUUGUACAGUUAUGUAAAUACCAUAAUACAGAUUAUGAGAAUAGAUUUUGUAGUAUGGAACGCUGUUAGUUCUAUAUUUUUACCUCUGGAUGAAUUGAAUCUCUAAUCUAAAAAUGUUAUAUAUCUAUAAUCUUUUGUACAUAUUUGUAAAUAUUCACUGUACUGUAUAAAUUCUUUAAUAAACCAAAACUGACAUCUGA
Messenger RNA from Siniperca chuatsi (mandarin fish), 3068 nucleotides. RefSeq names its product lipoprotein lipase (gene lpl2a). The record is from RefSeq and is a predicted model, not a curated record. Lineage: Eukaryota; Metazoa; Chordata; Actinopteri; Centrarchiformes; Sinipercidae. Gene Ontology annotation, molecular function: lipoprotein lipase activity; apolipoprotein binding. The transcript has 10 exons. Gene Ontology annotation, biological process: lipid metabolic process. Bases 149 to 1684 code for a protein of 511 amino acids.